CGGGGUCCUGGCCCACGUUGCAAGGCAGGAAGAGCGAUGUGUUGAGCCUCCAAUGUCAAAGUUGUUGCUGUGUAAUCCAGUUAGGCAGCAUGAAUCAGCAUUAACACACGUUUUACACGCAGCCCACAGGCGGUGCAAACAGCGGGACUAUAACUAUGUCUACAAAGCGAUGUGUACGAUUGUUUUCUGGGCUUCAACGCCACAUCAACACCCGGGCUCCUCGCACCGUCGCUGACAGCUGCCAUGCGUUGUCUGGCUCUACUUGGUUGCAUCAGCAGCCCCAGGUUGGUUCUGUUGUCUGCCGCAGAACGUUUUCCUCCAGCAAGCUUCCUCCAAAACAAGCGGACACGUCUCUGUUUGUCCCCGUGUCGCUGAAGACGGACUUCUCGUUAGACGGGGCGGUGGGCGAGGAGCUGACCCACGCACUGGACAAAAGUGAGCUGCUGAAAAUCAUGAACCGGUUUUAUAAGAAGAAGGAGAUACAGAAGCUGGCAGCAGAUCAUGGCCUGGAUGCUCGUCUCUUCCACCAGGCUUUCAUCAGCUUUAGGAAGUACACCCUGGAAAUGGCAUCGCUCCCAGCCGAUCUACACAUCAUCCUCAGUGACAUCUGCUGUGGAGCAGGUCACUUGGAUGACAUCUAUCCAUACUUCAUGCGCCACGCCAAGCAAAUCUUCCCCAUGCUGGACUGUAUGGACGAUCUGCGGAAGAUCUCCGACCUCAGACUCCCAGCUAACUGGUACCCUGAGGCUCGUGCCAUCCAGAGGAAGGUGAUUUUCCACGCUGGUCCCACUAACAGUGGUAAAACCUACCAAGCUAUUCAGCGCUACUUGGCGGCUAAAUCUGGCGUUUACUGUGGACCUCUGAAACUCCUGGCCCACGAGAUCUUUGAGAAGACCAACAGUGCUGGUGUGCCAUGUGACCUAGUUACAGGAGAGGAGAGGACCUUUGUGGACUUGGACGGACGAGCAGCAGGUCAUGUAGCCUGCACCAUUGAGAUGUGCAAUGUCACCACACCUUAUGAGGUGGCUGUAAUUGAUGAAAUUCAGAUGAUCAAGGAUCCUUCCAGAGGCUGGGCCUGGACCAGAGCUCUGCUAGGUCUCUGUGCAGAAGAGAUCCAUGUUUGUGGAGAAGCUGCAGCCAUAGACUUUAUCAAAGAGCUGAUGUUCAGCACUGGAGAGGAGGUGGAGGUCCACACCUACCAGCGCUUAACUCCAUUCUCCAUCUUGGAUCAUGCAGUCGAAUCACUAGACAACCUAAAACCUGGGGAUUGUAUUGUCUGCUUCAGUAAAAAUGACAUCUACUCCAUAAGCAGACAGAUUGAAGCCAAAGGACUAGAAUGCGCUGUCAUUUACGGGAGCCUGCCUCCUGGCACCAAACUGUCCCAGGCCAAGAAGUUCAAUGACCCAGAUGACCCAUGCAAGAUCCUGGUUGCUACAGAUGCUAUUGGCAUGGGCCUCAACCUGAGUAUAAAACGCAUCAUCUUCAACUCUCUGGUGAAGCCUAAUGUUAAUGAAAAGGGGGAGAAACAGAUGGAGACCAUCAGCACAUCCCAGGCUCUGCAGAUAUCCGGCCGCGCAGGGAGGUUCUCCUCCAAGUUUAAGGAAGGAGAAGUCACCACCAUGCACAGAGAUGAUCUGCCCAUCCUGAAGGAAAUACUCAGUCAUUCAGUGGAACCAGUGGAGACUGCAGGUCUCCAUCCAACUGCAGAGCAGAUAGAGAUGUUUGCGUAUCAUCUCCCUGAUGCUACCCUGUCCAACCUCGUUGACAUAUUUGUCAGCCUGUCUCAGGUGGAUGGUCUGUAUUUUGUCUGCAACAUUGAUGACUUCAAGUUUCUGGCUGACAUGAUUCAGCAUAUCCCACUAAACCUGAGGUCACGCUACGUCUUCUGCACUGCUCCCAUCAACAAGAAGCAAGCUUUUGUGUGCACCUCCUUCCUGAAGUUUGCUCGUCAGUUUAGUCGAGAUGAACCUCUGACCAUUGACUGGGUCUGUCGACACAUCAACUGGCCCCUGGCUCCCCCCAAAAACAUCAAAGAACUGGUUCACCUGGAAGCUGUUCACGAUGUGUUGGAUCUUUACCUGUGGCUAAGCUACCGCUUCAUGGACAUGUUUCCAGACACAGCCUUGAUUCGACACAUCCAGCGGGAGCUUGAUGACAUCAUCCAGCAGGGAGUCCUUAAUAUCACCCGUCUCAUCCAAGCCACUGACCCAUCGAUCGCUGACCCGCUGCUGACACAGAGUCACCAUGCGCCUGGCAGCCGAGUUCGCAGAGCAGCGAGGGGGUCAGGAGAGACGAUGGACAGCUCUCUGGCCAGUCGCCUGGUGAGAGAUGGGCUGUUGACUUCUGAUUUGCUCCGGCAGCUGCAGAGAGAGUGGUCUAAGGAUCAGAAGCAGGGAUCCACCAAUCACAGUGCGCUCAACACUGAACAUCCCAAUAACAGCCUCAAAGGUCAAAGGAAGAAUAAGAAGACAUAAACAGGAACAUCUGGCUGUUACUGCUCUUGUGGCGAAUUAAACAAAACUGACCAAACUGACCUGAGUUCAGCCACUGAUCAUUGUGGGAAAUGUCAUGUUUGCCCGAGCUGCUGCUGGGCCACGGUUCUGACAGGCAGACUUCACAAGUAGAACAUGUAGAGCAGCUGGACAACGUGUGUUCAGCAACUACAUGAGCUGUUAUCUUAGCUCUUAGUGUCUUUAUUCAAAUGAACAAAACAUAUUUUUCUUGUUUGUGUAUUUAAAAUGAAGACAUUUGUUAAUAAAUAUCUAUUGUUUUAAUUGCA
Molecule: messenger RNA, 2779 nt
Organism: Betta splendens (Siamese fighting fish)
Lineage: Eukaryota; Metazoa; Chordata; Actinopteri; Anabantiformes; Osphronemidae
Gene: supv3l1
Product: SUV3-like helicase
Exons: 16
Coding region: 156-2474 (772 amino acids)
Biological process (GO): RNA catabolic process; mitochondrial RNA 3'-end processing
Cellular component (GO): mitochondrial degradosome
Molecular function (GO): ATP binding; hydrolase activity, acting on acid anhydrides; RNA helicase activity
Source: RefSeq, a predicted model, not a curated record